GCAGCGAUAAUGAGAUACGACGACAUCGAGAAUCGGGGCAGCAGUCGAUAAUUUACGGGCGAAAGCAGAGAGACAUUCGAGGAUAAUCCUCUAAUGCUUCCAGUAAACGAAGUUCUCAAUGGCUUUUUUUUUAGAAAAUAGUUUCCAAGUGCGAAUAGUUUCUAGAAAAAAAAAAAAAAAAAAAAUACUUUCACUUUCUCGUUGCGGUAACUUGAAAACGAGACAACGGUCGUGUAGACGAGUGUCCAGUCCCGACCGCCAGGGCGGCGCGAUCGUCGCUGACUUUUUUAUCCUAUUCAACAACACACGGAGGCCUGCAGAGCAGAGCAGCUCUGCUCGUUAAACGUCAAAUUUUUACCGUAGGUUAGGAUCUAUGUUUUGAUAAACAGAAGCUGCUUUUUUUUCUCGUUGGCUUAUCGUUAGAUAGCCCCGUAGUAUUUAGUGUUUGGUGUAUGCCCCGAGUCGUGGGGCAACAACGACGGAAAAUCUCCAAUCGACCAGAAAUGAGAGAGCCACGAAGAUGAAGUGGAUAAACCGUUAUUUACUAUUCGUGAUCGCCUUUUUGGCAAUAAUCGCGCUGAUGGCCAGCUAUCAGAUGAACGACAAUAUCCUGUCUUUUUUAUCGUCGAUGAGGGUGCCCGGUGAAAAUUUUCCACACCACGGCAAGAGAUCGUCGUCGUCGUCGCAGCCGAGGCACGAGGCGUUGAAAAAAUCAACCAGCGGUAGAGCGGAGGGCGAAGUUGUCAUAUGCGUCGUGGCCUGCGGCAAUGACAGGCUCGACGAGUCGCUCACCAUGCUCAAAUCCGCCCUGGUUUUCACCAAGAGACCCCUGAAAUUCGUGGUGAUCUCCGAUUACGGCCUCAUACCUGCGUUUCACGAAAAGCUCACCGAGUGGAAGCAGAUUGCGAACAAGACGUUCGACUUUAUCGUCAGACCCGUGACAUUCCCAGAGAACACGGAUGUCAACAUGUGGAGAAAACUGUUCAAGCCGUGCGCCGCUCAAAGACUCUUUCUUCCUACUGUAUUGAAUGAUACCGACGCUGUGCUGUACGUGGACACCGAUACUCUUUUCUUGACUCCACCAGAAGUAAUAUGGGAUGAAUUUAAAAAGAUGAAUAGUACUCAGCUAGCUGCACUGAGUCCAGAACACGAGGAACCAAAUACAGGCUGGUACAAUAGAUUUGCAAAGCAUCCUUACUAUGGAAAAUUAGGAUUAAAUUCAGGUGUAAUGCUUAUGAAUCUCACUAGAAUGAGAGAAUUUAAAUGGACGGAAUAUGUUAUCCCAAUACACAAACAGUAUCGUUUGAAAAUUAUUUGGGGCGACCAAGACAUCAUAAAUAUAAUCUUCCAUUUUCACCCAGAGAGACUUCUGGUAUAUUCUUGUAGAUAUAAUUACAGACCUGAUCACUGCAUGUACAUGUCUGUAUGCGCUGGAGCUACCAAAGAAGGUGCUCUGGUACUUCAUGGAUCUAGAAGUACAUUCCAUUCCGAUAAGCAACCACCUUUCAAAGCUGUUUACACUGCCAUGCAAGAAUAUCAAAUAAAUACAGAUCCAUACGAAAACUUACUAAUACCAAUGAGGAAUUACUUGCUGCUGGGUAAUAGCUCUAAUUGCGGCAAGGUUUGGAGAGCUUUUAUCGUGCAGCCUGAAUUACAUUUAAGCAGAGAGAAUUUCUUAUAACUUUAAAAGGAUGUGUUCAUGAGUUAGGAAAAUUUUUAAUUCAAAUUAGAUUAUAAUCUCUUCGACGAGAACUGUUAUGGGUGAUUGUUGGUGCUACAAUUCAUCAAGCUAGUUUAGUCACGAAUUAUGGCACUUUAAAAUAGUACUUUGAUCAAAACGGCUAUAAGUAUUGGCUACGGUGCAAGCUUGAUACAAAAUGUUUUAUUAGCUGGUUUGUUAUGGAAGCACGAGGUGUUUAAAUACAGCUUUGCAAUAAUAAUGAAAUUUUUACUGUGAUUCUAAAAUUUCCAAUCAAUGGAAAGGAAAAUAAUAAUCAAAAUAAGGACUGGUAGUUGUGGCAUAGCGCAGCUACCUUUUUUUUUUACGGAAACUUAUAUAAACAAUAUAUAAAAAUAUUUAUAUGUAUACAAAUCUUAGCUAAUUUUAAUAUACACAAGUAAGAUGUUACACAAGUAUAAAUGUACAUAAAUAUCUAGAUAUUAUUUGCUGUGCCAUUUAUUAUUUUUUUUUUUUUAUAAGAAAAGAUAAAAAAAAAACCAUACAUCACACACGGUAUGCAUACAAGUUUUCUCGAUGUAACACGAUCCAGUUCAUAGCGUUCAGUGCUAAUUAUAUGCAUAUAUAACUGUCUAUCUGUAAUAGCUUUAAAGGUAUACGUGCGAGCGUGUAUGUUUGUUUGUUUGUUUGCGUGGUGCGUAUGUGUAUACGCGUUACAAAGUUUUAUCCUUGUUUUUCAUUCGAAUC
Trichogramma pretiosum is the source of this 2425-nucleotide messenger RNA. It is a transcript of the gene shams, whose product is annotated as glucoside xylosyltransferase 1. The coding region runs from base 521 to 1681 and encodes 386 amino acids. Gene Ontology annotation, molecular function: UDP-xylosyltransferase activity. The record is from RefSeq and is a predicted model, not a curated record. Gene Ontology annotation, biological process: protein O-linked glycosylation via N-acetylgalactosamine. The transcript has 2 exons. Lineage: Eukaryota; Metazoa; Arthropoda; Insecta; Hymenoptera; Trichogrammatidae.